UCGAACUAGGAAGGUUGUUCCGACAGGUUUUUAAAAUUUUAUCUUGCUAACUAUUUUCUUGUUGUGAAGGAACCCCAGCGAGGGAAUUGGUGAUAUUAAAUGAAUCCAGCUGAGCUCAACUACCAACCAGUGGCGACGUUCGAGAAAUACGAGAAGGAAAACCAUAAAAUGGAAAAAGGAAAUCCUAUGUGGCAGUUUUUGGCGGGUGUGACCGUUAACCUCGCUUCGGUGGCACUCGGGACCUGCCUCGGAUGGACCUCCCCGAUGGGCCCGGUGUACAAAUCUAACGACACCAACAUAAACCCGCUGGAUACUCCUCCGACGGAGGCGGAAGAAUCCUGGAUCGGAUCUCUGGUUGCGCUUGGGGCACUAAUAGCUCCUUUUAUUGCGGGACCGCUGGCUGAGAAGUUCGGCCGCAAGCUAACCCUGCUCGGUAGUUCUGCCUUUUUUAUCGUCAGCUGGAUCCUAUUGCUCACAGCAAGCACGGUCGGUCAAAUCCUGGCAGCUCGACUAAUUCAAGGUUUCGGUGUAGGCUUCGUGAUGACCGUGCAGACGAUGUACAUCGGAGAGAUUGCCAGCAACGAGUACCGAGGAGCGUUGGGUUCACUGAUGCAGCUGUGCAUCGUUACCGGUAUUCUCUACGUUUACUCAGUCGGACCAUACGUAAGCUAUCAAGCACUGCAGUGGGCUUGCAUGGCUUUGCCAAUCAUUUUUGCUGUAGCCUUUUUCUUUAUGCCGGAGACUCCGACGUUUUAUAUUACCAAGGGUCGAUCAGAGGAUGCAGUAGCUUCGCUUCGUUUUCUACGAGGCAAGUCUUCGGAUGGGGUUCAGGAUGAGUUAAAGGAAACGACACAGUCGGUAGAGGAAGCAAUGAAUAGUAAAGCCAGCGUAAUGGACCUAUUUAAAAGUAAAGGCAAUGUUAAGGCGUUGAUUAUUUGUGCUGGAUUAAUCAGCUUUCAGCAGCUAUCCGGGAUCAACGUGAUCUUGUUUUACAGUCAGAUGAUCUUCGCUAAAACGGGUAGCAGCUUGGAACCCGCUGUUUCAACGAUUUUGGUUGGUGUUGUUCAAGUGCUUGCCAGCGGUGCAACACCACUAAUUGUGGAUCGGUUAGGACGUAAACCAAUCCUACUAGCCUCUGCUGGUGGCAUGUGCAUAGCCCAUGGAACCAUGGGACUGUAUUUCUAUAUGGACUAUAUUAAAUCGGAUGCAGUGGAGAGCAUUAGCUGGCUGCCGAUUUUCUCGCUGAUCUUUUUCGUUACGGUUUAUUGUGUCGGUUUCGGACCCCUGCCGUGGGCCGUUCUUGGCGAGAUGUUUCCUGCUAAUGUUAAGUCUAUCGCAUCCUCGAUUGUAGCGUCCACCUGUUGGGUGCUGGGUUUCUUAGUGCUGCAGUUUUUCUCGACGCUGGACCAGGCCGUCGGUUCUCACUGGUCGUUCUGGAUAUUCGGAAUUAUGUGCGGAGUGGCGUUUGCGUUCACGCUAACGACCGUGAUGGAGACCAAGGGCAUGAGUUUGCAGCAAAUUCAGGACAAACUCAAUUCGUAGGUCCUCGUUAUCUAGAUGUUAAGUAUUUAAAAUUUGCGAAUUGUAUGAACAAGACACUUAGUCACUGUUCGUAAUGUUUGUUAAUAUCAAGUGUGUUAUUAAUGUGUAGGUAUUGUAUGUAUGUUUCUUGUUUAAAGUACUAAUUUUACACACAGCUCACACCAAUGUCAAGUGAUACAAAUGACUUGUCCCAAAAUCGCCGUAAGUGCCAAUAAA
Messenger RNA from Sabethes cyaneus, 1758 nucleotides. Its product is annotated as facilitated trehalose transporter Tret1. NCBI's taxonomy places the organism in Eukaryota, Metazoa, Arthropoda, Insecta, Diptera, Culicidae. The record is from RefSeq and is a predicted model, not a curated record. Gene Ontology annotation, biological process: carbohydrate transport; transmembrane transport. The coding region runs from base 100 to 1542 and encodes 480 amino acids. Gene Ontology annotation, cellular component: membrane. The transcript has 5 exons. Gene Ontology annotation, molecular function: sugar transmembrane transporter activity.